AUGGACCAUUCAAAAUCUCAAUCUGUAGACUCGCCUAUGCCGCAUCAAGACCGCGUACGUCAAUGCUGCCCUGACCUACCACCCUCUCCACCUCACGCCGAGUCUUUUGCCCUGACACCUAGCACCAAAGGAACCACCAUCGACGGCGACGGCAACAUAUACAUCCGUGACACCAAUCUCCUCGCUAUCUGGAAGGUGACUCCGGAAGCCGGUGCCACCAUUCUAGUUCAGGAUGGCGCCUUACUCUGGACUGGCCAGAUGUGGGUCAACGAUAUUAAGAAGCUCUGGUUGCCGGCUUCUCUAAUACAUCCUGGCGGCAGUGGCUUGAUGGUCGAUGGGCCCAAGUACAUUUUCACCUAA
Molecule: messenger RNA, 360 nt
Organism: Aspergillus alliaceus
Lineage: Eukaryota; Fungi; Ascomycota; Eurotiomycetes; Eurotiales; Aspergillaceae
Exons: 1
Coding region: 1-360 (119 amino acids)
Source: RefSeq, a predicted model, not a curated record